UUUCGAACGCGAAGUUCAAAUGUUAGUUACGUGAAAAUUGUUUUUUUUUCAAAGAAAUCUAAACUUUUUCAUCAUGUACGAAAUUCUAACCUAACUUUAUCUAUUUUGGACGAACAGUAGCAUAGUGUGAAGUAUGAUGUCCAAUGGUAUUCGGAUUUCUACAAACGAAAUUGGAGGAAGAUCAAUGUCAAGGAACACAAGUUGUUCACUCAAACCAUCGUCAACACUGAAUUCUCCAUUGAUGAAGUUAUCUUCCUACUUCCUAGCUGUAAGACCAUGGUCACUGAGUGUUUCGUUAAUGCCAACACUUCUUGGAUCUGUAUUAGCAUAUCGGUUAAUAGGGUUGGCAAAUUUCAGUUGGAUAUCCUUUGUCCUUACUUUAUAUACAGUGUUUUGUGUACAUGGUGCCGGUAAUGUAGUAAAUACUUAUUUUGAUUAUAUAAAAGGGGUGGACAGCCGAAAAAGCGACGAUAGAAUACUAGUGGAUCAGAUUUUAUCGAAAGAUGAAUUAGUUUCAUUAGGUGCUCUGUUAUAUGCUGCAGGAUGUUUGGGUUUUAUUUUGUUAACUACUCUAUCUCCUGCAAAAAUGGAACACCUAGCACUUGUAUAUUUUGGAGGUUUAUCCUUUUCAUUUCUUUAUACAGGAGGUAUAGGAUUCAAGUAUAUUGCGCUAGGUGAUGUUCUUAUUUUAGUUAUGUUUGGCCCCAUUUCUGUUCUGUUUGCAUUCAUGGCUCAAACUGGUUACUUUGAAUUAGGUACUAUAUACUAUGCUAUACCUCUUGCAUUAAAUACAGAGGCUAUUUUACAUAGUAAUAACACAAGAGAUUUAGAAAGUGACAAAAAAGCCGGAAUAGUAACACUAGCAAUUUUAAUAGGGCAUACUGUAUCUCAUGUAUUGUAUGCUUUUUUAUUAUUCACACCAUAUGUAACUUUUGUGGUGCUUGCACUAAGAUAUUCCAUUUGGUUUCUCUUACCAGUUGUUACUCUACCGACUGCCUUUAAAAUAGAAAAGCAAUUUCGAAGCCCACAUAUGAUUCAGAGCGUGCCUAAACAAACAGCUAAAUUAAAUAUGUUUUUGGGCAUUUUGUACGUUGUUGCAUGUUUACUCGUGGAUCCUCUUCCUUAUCUAUAAUAUAUGUAUAUCUUGUCUCUGUUCCAAAAAACAACUUUUAUAGUUCAACAGACUAUAUAGGCAGCUAAC
Dufourea novaeangliae is the source of this 1201-nucleotide messenger RNA. It is a transcript of the gene heix, whose product is annotated as ubiA prenyltransferase domain-containing protein 1 homolog. The record is from RefSeq and is a predicted model, not a curated record. The transcript is spliced from 2 exons. Gene Ontology annotation, cellular component: endoplasmic reticulum; Golgi membrane. Gene Ontology annotation, biological process: menaquinone biosynthetic process; vitamin K biosynthetic process. Gene Ontology annotation, molecular function: prenyltransferase activity. The coding region runs from base 134 to 1132 and encodes 332 amino acids. NCBI's taxonomy places the organism in Eukaryota, Metazoa, Arthropoda, Insecta, Hymenoptera, Halictidae.